Selaginella moellendorffii is the source of this 976-nucleotide messenger RNA. Its product is annotated as UDP-glucuronate 4-epimerase 2. Bases 402 to 953 code for a protein of 183 amino acids. The record is from RefSeq and is a predicted model, not a curated record. The transcript has 2 exons. Lineage: Eukaryota; Viridiplantae; Streptophyta; Lycopodiopsida; Selaginellales; Selaginellaceae.
UCUCUUCCUGCCUAUCUUGCGGAUUCUUGUGUGGAGUCGUGGAUUUCGGGCUUGAUUCCGGCUGGAGGAAGCAGAUGUUCUUCGGGAGCGCUGGAUUCCUCUCAGCCGGAAGGAAAUGCUGGUGUGAUUCGUGAGUAGAGCAGAAAUUUGCUGGCUGGAAGAUUAUUUCGGGGAAUUAAAGGGUUGAGGGCUUGCUUUCCUAUUUGCUCUUCUUUUUUUAGCUUUGCAUAGAGUGGAUUGUAAGCUCCUCCGGCAUCUUGGGCGAUGAAUGCUGCGAGCAUCCUAGAAUUGUCUAAACUUUGCUUGUCGCGGACUUCUCCUCAAAUCUUGCGAAACAAUCGAGCUGCCGCGCUCUUCUCACUGACGAGACGCGGAAGAAUUCUUUUCAAAGAGACUCCGAGAUGCCACCGUCAGCGAUGCAAGAUGUUUUUCCCUCGACGCCAGGCAAGGUGAAGAUGGAGAGAAACAACUACUUUGGACGAGUUUCCAACAGAUGGCAUUCUUCCGGGUCGGGGAGGUAUUUCUUCUGGAUGUUUGUUUCGGUAGCGCUUAUGUUCUAUGCGUUCUUCCACAUAUCGGCUCCACCGGCAGUCCAAACAGGAUUGGAAUCCAGGCACUUUGGGAACAGGGCCUUAGCUUGGGGGGGAUCGAAAUGGGAGAAGCAAGUCAGACACUCUGCUCGGACCAAGAGAGAAAACGGGAUGGUAGUUUUAGUCACAGGCGCUGCUGGCUUCGUCGGCACUCACGUAUCGCUGGCUCUCAAGAAACGGGGUGACGGUGUGGUCGGACUGGACAACUUCAACAGCUACUACGACCCUUCACUCAAGCGAGCAAGGCAGGAGCUUCUGGAGAAGCAGUCGGUCUUCAUUGUCGACGGGGACGUGAACAACUCGGAGCUCCUCGCCAAGCUCUUCAGCAUGGUUUUGUUCUUUCAUUUUAGGAUUUUGGUUUAAAUCUAACUUUUGCAUUGUCUAGA